Pseudomassariella vexata is the source of this 537-nucleotide messenger RNA. RefSeq names its product Mss4-like protein. Gene Ontology annotation, molecular function: carbon-sulfur lyase activity. The coding region runs from base 1 to 537 and encodes 178 amino acids. Lineage: Eukaryota; Fungi; Ascomycota; Sordariomycetes; Amphisphaeriales; Pseudomassariaceae. The transcript has 2 exons. The record is from RefSeq and is a predicted model, not a curated record.
AUGUCCAUCACAGACAAAUCCAAACCCUACUUCCCUCUAGCCAACGAUGGCUGGUCCAAGGAAGAUGAAGCGACGGUCACAUGCUUCUGUGGCGCCGUGCAACUGGCAUUUCCAACCCAAGGCCCGGGCCUAGUCAACACCUUCGUCUGCAACUGCACCGAUUGCCACAUGAUCACGGCAUCCCAGUUUGCAUCCAACUUCACCGUCGCCAACACGCACCUCAAGCACCUGCGUGGCCAAGACACCCUCAAGACAUUCGCGCAGUCACAGACCAUCGCCAGUGGAAACAUGAUGACCAAUCACUUCUGUUCCACCUGUGGCACCCUCAUGUACCGCGUAAGCUCAGGCUUCCCGCACUGGAGUAUCCUGCGCAUUGGCACGAUUGACGACUUCACUCUGCAACACACCAAGUUGAAACCCCAGAAGGAGAUUUCAUUGAGCAACGAUUGGACUGGGUACGUGCCAUCGAGGGCGUCCCCCAAAUUGAGGGCAUGGGCUCUCGGGACCAGCAGCACAAUGGCACCGUUUGAACUGUGA